Molecule: messenger RNA, 729 nt
Organism: Eufriesea mexicana
Lineage: Eukaryota; Metazoa; Arthropoda; Insecta; Hymenoptera; Apidae
Product: pro-resilin
Exons: 4
Coding region: 55-729 (224 amino acids)
Cellular component (GO): extracellular matrix
Source: RefSeq, a predicted model, not a curated record
CUAUAAUUCAGCAUUCCGCACAGUGCUCCGGUUUUCUGAGUACUCCGAAACAGUAUGGAGAGAGUGGUGCGACAGUUAUCCCUCGCCCUGGUGGUGAGCAUAGGGAUCGUGCAAUGCGAUCCACCGUUGAACACCCAAUAUGGCGUUCCAGGGAAUUAUGCUGGCAGUAAUACCAACCAUGGAACGCAAAAUGGAAAUAAUUUUGGUAACCAUCAUUACGACAAUGGAAACGACAAUGAUUACGUCGAUCAGCCGAUGUCCUAUGAAUUCGGGUAUGCUGUGAAGGACCAAGCAACCGGAAAUGACUUUGGCAGGCGCGAGAGCAGCGACGGCGAGACCGUAAGGGGAGAGUACAGGGUCCAGUUACCAGAUGGCAGGACGCAGAUAGUAACCUACACAGCUGACUGGAGGACAGGAUUCCACGCAGAUGUUAGAUACGAGGGUACACCGACUUAUCCUGAUCAGUACAACACUCAGAACAAUGGAUACAAUAAUAACAACCAGGGUGCUGGCCAAGGCUUUGGUUUUCAUGGUAAUAAUAAUGCUGGAGGAUACAAUACAGGCAAUUCAGGAAAUAACGGAGGGUACAACUACCAGCCACCCAGUGGUAGCAAUUAUCCAUACCAGUUCAGUUCCAACGCAUUGGAUAACAGUUAUAAUAACUUCGGGGCUCGCAAUAACUAUAAUACGCGGAUUCCAUCGACGACAUAUGGAUCAGCCUUUAAGUGA